Messenger RNA from Populus euphratica (Euphrates poplar), 941 nucleotides. RefSeq lists its product as uncharacterized. The coding region runs from base 127 to 747 and encodes 206 amino acids. The record is from RefSeq and is a predicted model, not a curated record. The transcript is spliced from 2 exons. Lineage: Eukaryota; Viridiplantae; Streptophyta; Magnoliopsida; Malpighiales; Salicaceae.
AAGAGCCGUUAGCGCCUGUCUUCGUUCAAAUUCAAACCAAGCUUUACUCUCAGUCUCUGCUUCUUACCAGAACCCUGUCCUCUCUCACACACAUCUUUCUCAUCUGACACAAAAAACAGCAAAACCAUGCUUAAGCUCCAAUCUCCACUCACCGGAGACAAGGACCUCCGGACAAAAUCUGGCCGGAAACCACUCCAACCAAAGAACUCGCCGGCAACUCCAAUGACUCAGAUUCAAAUCUUGAAACCAAAGCAAGAGUGGACUGAGUUCUCAGUUGUUAAAGACUCCAACAAAGAGAACCAUCCUAUCUACAACACUACCCCAACAAAACCCAUCGUUGAGCCAUUGGAUUCUUCUCUGGCAGAAGAACUUAGUGCCAUCAAGAAGAAGCUAGAGAGGUUGAGGUCAGACAAAGAGCGAACAGAGAAGAUGCUUGAAGAGAGGGCAAUGGUGCUUGAUUUGCAAAAGAAGGAGCUGGAGCAGAGAGGGGAAGUUCAGAAGAGGCUAGAGAUUGAAGUUGACAGACUUUAUAGAUUGAAGGAACUCCAUUCCUACUCUAUGCAGAGAAUUUCACCAAUUCGAACGCUGAGGGAGAAGGAACAUGAAAAGAAGAUGAGUGAAGCGCAACCUCUUGAAAAGGAAACAGAGGAAUUGGAGGAAUCAGUGGGAGACAAUGCAAUGCAGAGUCCAAGUUCAAGUUGUGGUUCAGCAAAUUCUGUUUCAUCUCAAUUUGUUGCUGUGAAGUGAGGAUUUUUCUCGACUGUAAUUGUGUUUUGAUUUGUGGGUUUUGGUUUUGUGGAUUCUAUCUUGUUUUCUGUUCUUUCUCUUCUACACUGCUUCGCUGUAGAAUUUGGAAGAUGGUUUUGAAAAAGAAAAAAUAGUAGUUAAUAGUUUGAAUCUUGAAUUCUGAAAUCAUGAUUAGCCGCUAUAUUUGACUUUUA